AUGCUUCGUCUUGUCGGUUGUCGCCUAGGCGGCCGUGUAAGGCGGCGCUCGAAGAGCGCCAUCAUUGACGCCGCCGUUAACGCCGUCCUGGCGGAGCUGAGGGCCAAGGCAACGAAAGCAAAAAAGUCGAAGCGGGCAGCCACAUCAACGCCUGCAGCUGCGGUGAAGGCGCCUGCGAAGCGCACCGAGCAACUCGAGCCACCACCUGCGGGCGCUCCACCCCCUCCCGCGACCACGGCAGCGCCUGCCAAAGCAAAGACACGAAAUGCCAGCAAGAAUCUCGUUGACACUGUCCUCUCAGGUGUGAACUGCACGCUGCUAAAGCACGUCCUCUCCUCCUCGUCGUCGUCUUCGACGUCGACCGACAUCCCUGACGUGGGACGGGUGUUGCGCCUAGACUACACCACCAUCGCGAGAAAGCACCAACUGGCGCACCUCGCGGACAUCCUGCUGGUCAACCGCAUCCACGCCGCCGUGGUCAACGACACGCAUGAGCGCACAGCUGACGGCGCAAGCGGUGCGGCAGCUGACGCAUCGUCGCCGCUGGUGGUGCUCGUGGAGACAACCCUCCCUCGCGAAGAUGCCGAAGUACAGGAGUUCAUCAUCCGCAAUGCCCUGAGCAUGCACCCGCUCCCGCCGGAGGUGGCAACCGAAGACGGGCAGUCUGUCCACACCCCGCCCUUGACGGUCCUGGUUCUCGGCGACGAGCAGACCAAACGCGUGCGCACACUGGCGGAGCUGCCGCCCGUGCCGCCUCGCGUGCCGGCGGCAGCCCCUCUGGCCACUGCUCCUGCGACCAACUCCCAUGAUAACGCCCAGGCUGCCAGCGCCGCGCCGGCCUCCGAUCGUUCAGCUGCUGCGGAGGCGGCUCCGUCGACAACAUGCGAUAACCCUGCUCGGUGCAGCCUCAGUGGAGCGCCGGCGCAGGGCGCCCCGCAGCGCAAAGAGAACCCCAAAGAGGCGAACAGCUCGACGCCGCCGAAGGCCGACGCGGCCGAAACGGCGACGGCAGCGAAUGCCGUGCUGCCCUCUGCGUCCUCUUCGCCAGUCGCUGCAGCCGCUGCAUCUGCAGAGUCGGUGCCAACGUUAGCAGCCACGGCUGCAGCCGCGAACACCGCACCGCCGGUGAAGACGGCAGCUUCAGAGGUGAGCACUAAGCGGGUGGAGCGAGCGGUGCGGCGGGUGGCACGCGUCUCUCUCAAAGCGCUCGCCGCUCAGAAGAAGCGUAGACCGGCGACGCCGUCUCAGGCGCGCCUGGUCGCUUCGAUCGCGGCCACUGUUUCGGGAAAGCAUGCCGCCGUAGCGCGACCGCCGCGCCUGCUGUCCGUGGACAGCUCGAAGGAAAAGUUGUUGUGGGCAUCUCAGCCUGGCCGACCGCUGCCCAUCCGAAUACUAGAGCCGUUGGUCAGCCCGGCUGUGUACGAGGAGGUGCGCACUGCUGCCGCGGCGGAUGCCUCGGCUUCAUCUGUUGCCUCACCGCUCACAAUGCACAUGGUGGUCUACGGUGUCAGCAAGGAGAGCAGUGCCUCGACGGUGUGGCUUGGUGCCCUGCAAGCCGCUGCUGAACUCACCAGCGCCAUGUCCAGCGGUGCUUCCCAGCUUCCGGCAGAGGUGGCGGAGCUGGCCGGUCUCGAUCCAGCGCGCGUCAGGCGCGUCUCCGAGCGCAAGAGUUCACGAAAACGGUGUAACACGAAGGCAGCGGCGGUCUCCUCGGUUUCCGACGAUGGCACCGCCACCGCGGCAGCGCCGAUGUCACCAAAACCGUAUGUUUACAUACUCAUCCAUACGCGCCUAUCCAGAGAAGACGCCGCUGUCCUACAGCAGGAGCUGCAGUACCAGCUGAUGCAGCUCAAGGCGACACCGGCGGGUGCGGAAGUGGCGGGUAUGUCAGUGCUAACGGCAGAGGACGUGUCCCCGGCGCAUCUGUCCUAUGUGCUGGAGCACUCGAUGGUUGAAGGUGGCGGCGACAGCGUGAAGAUGAGUGCGAUGCGCCGCGGCUGCAAAUCUGGGAUGGUACCAUCCGCGGCCCCGACGCUCUCUGCCGAAGCCGCCGAGGUGAGUAACACCUUUCAAGAGGUGUACCGUCUGCUGUCGGAGCAGCCGUGGCUUCUGAGCUCCCCGCUGCAGCGGGAAACGCCAUCCUCCUCUUCGCCGCGACAGCAGCAUCCGGACACGCUCGUCGCUGACGCGAUCCGUAUCGCAGCCCUCACGCAGGUUUUGGUGCAGCGCAAGGAGGCGCAGCUGCGCGGGCAUUUUGAGGCGGCGCAGCAGUCGAGUGCAAUGAAUGCAGACAGCGAAGCCGUCGCCCGGGCAGCGCAGCGCGUUGAGAUGAAGACAAUGGUGACGGAGGCGGUCGAGGAGGUGUCGGUGCGCCAUGAGCAGGCGACCGCCCACCUCGUCAAGACGCUGUCCAGCAUAGUGGGACAGUGGUCGCUAGAGAAGCUAUCGGAUACGCUGGAGGCGAUCGUGCGAGACGAGGUGAAGCCGAUCAUGGAUGUGCUGGAGGAACGCCUCGCCAGCACGCCAGGGCGCAACGCUGAAGCGGCAGGCGGCGAGGCCGCACCAAUCGCUGCAGCGCCGGCACUGAUGGCGACGCCUGCAUCCACAUCCCCGACCGACAGCGCUGACGCCGCGUCCUCUGUGCUCCUUGAGAGGCAAGACGAGAUAAAGGGCACUAUGUCGCAGGCCUUGGCGCAGCUACGCGAGCUGAGCGAACGCUUGUCAGCACUGGCGGCGGCAACAACGGCCGCGGCCGCGGCGAAGACUGAAGGCUUGGUAGGCUCCGCUGCGGCCCACCCCCCAGAGACCGCAGCCGCUCCACCAAAGAGCGAAGAAGAGCUGCGGCUUCUGAGAAACCUCCAUGAGUUGCAGGAGCAGCAUCACUCGAAGCUCAGCGAUGGGCUAGAGAGCCUGCGGAGCGACCUUCGCUAUUUCGCAAGCCAAGAACGCGCGGCGGCUGAGGCACAAGCAACCGUGCCUGCCGCAGCGUACGCGGCCACCCUCUCGAAAGAGUCGCUGGAUAGGGCCGUCGCCGACACUGUGCACGAGAUCACGCACGCGAUCCGGCGAGACCUUCACGCGAGCGUUGUGGAGCAGCUGGACGCCUACUGCGACGUUCAUCGCAGCACCCAAAACAGCGCACGCGAGGACAGGCGUGAUGAGGAGCCGUCGACGCCGGUGCUGCCCGUUACGUCGUUCGAGUUGGAGGAGAUGCUGACCCGCGUCGUCGAACACACCGUGCGGACGUCGACGGACAAGAUAGAGGACCAUGUGCGGGCAGCCAUAGAAAAAUCUUACCGAAACCAGCAGGCAGCCGAUCCCGCCUCGGUGACUGCAGCUGCGUCCACGACCAGUGCGACAGAGUCGGACGAGGCGUUGAAGGCUGCGCUCGAGCGCCUGUGGGCCCAGGUGCGUGCGGAGGCAGCCGAGGAGGAGGCAGUGAAGGUGUCGCAGCACAAUCGCCAGCUACUGCGCCUCUUGCGUCGCCAGAAGCACCUGCAGCGGUGCUUGCCUGGCUGUCAGGCAACGUCUGCGCCGGCGUCGGCCUCAUCGCCAGCGUCCCCCUUGUCAUAUGUGGCACUUGAGGAGGCCAUGCGCGUGGUCAUGCAUCCGUACAUGGCGCAGAUGCAGGCCACAGUAGCUGCAGCCGCAGCCGGCUCCCCUCGCACCUCUGUGGAGACGUCGUCGUCGACUACAUCGGCUGACGAUGGCGUCGAGCAGGACCAUGCGGCACAUCCCGCAAGCAGGAAGUGA
Leishmania major strain Friedlin is the source of this 3753-nucleotide messenger RNA. RefSeq lists its product as hypothetical. The coding region runs from base 1 to 3753 and encodes 1250 amino acids. NCBI's taxonomy places the organism in Eukaryota, Euglenozoa, Kinetoplastea, Trypanosomatida, Trypanosomatidae. The record is from RefSeq and is a predicted model, not a curated record. The transcript has a single exon.